AUGUUGUUAAAACGAUUCUUUGAACGAGUUCGUAUUCGUUCAUCCGGUGAAACAAAUAAACAAACAUGUUUAUGUACAACGGCUAAGCGUGAUUCAUUGUAUGAUGAUUUACCUGAAUCAUUAACUAAAACUAAUGAACAACAAUCAAUCGAUCAACAUGAAUUUAUACGAUCGGAUAAACCAAGACGAUUAAGUCGUCAAGCAAAUAUAGAUGAAUCAGAUGGUGAAGAUGAUAUAAGUAUAACUGAAAAACUACGUCGUGCAUCAUCAAAUUCACCAGCUAAUAUACCAAUGUUAGUUGUUGUUUCAUUUAAUCCCGAUGUAAAAGGUUUACAAAAAAAACAAAUUGAAAUUCAAAGAGGUUUUCCUGUAAAUGCUCAAUUUAUAUUAAAUGAAUGGUUAUUUGUUAAAACAGCUGAUAAUGAAGAAGGUUUUGUACCAUAUGUGUGUUGUCGACCAAUGUUACGACGACAAUCAAUAAAAUAUUCAAAUGAUAUUGAAAAUUUUUAUAAACCAUAUGAUUUUCAAACAAAAAAAUCAUGUCAAACAAAAUCACCAUCAAUAAAUACAUCAAUAUUAACACCAUCAACAAAUAAAAAGUUUUCAUUAUCAUCAACACUUGGUUCACAAUCAUUUUUAUUCCAAAAUCCAUUAUCAUGUAAAAAACGUCAAGAUGUUACAUCAUCAUCAUGUGGUGGUGAUUCUGGUUUCUCAGAUUGUGAAUCAUCAUCACAUAAUAAUAAUAAUAAUAACAAUAAGAAUAAUCAUAGUUUUGAUAUAUCAACACAACGUUAUGCACGUUUAUCAAAUAUACGUUCAUUACGUUCGUCUUCAAAUACAAUAAAAAAACAUGCUCUUCUUGUACAAGAUCUGCCGAUUAAAAAAUCAAUGAAAAAUAAUCAUAAUACAGCUGUUUUAAAAUCGAAUAGUUCCAAUCGAAUGAAAUAUCAAUUGUCGAUAUCCAGUAACAGUGCAUUUACACAAUUUGUAAAAAAAAGUAUUCACCAAAGUCAACUACAGGAAAAUAAUCAACAUCAACCAUUACAUUCAAAUAUUCGUUUAUUCAAUAAUCAACAAGAAGUAUCAUCAACGUCAUCUUCAAUAAGUAAUUUACGUCGUCCAUAUAAUAGUUAUGAUGAAGCAAGAAAUUUUUCAUCUCCAUCUUCAAAAUGUCCUAGUAUAGGAGGUGUUAGUAGUACUGUUUCAUCACCAUAUAUACGUCGAACACCAUUUUCUCGACGUUCUUUACCACAUCAUAUACCACCUGUUUUAAAAAAAUCGUUAAAACCAAUAUCAUCAUCAUCACCUGAUCCAUUUAAAACAACAACUAAAAGGGAACAACAAUUACGACAUGUUGUUCUUGCUGAACCAUCGUUACCACAAGCUAAUACACCAUUAAAAUCUACAAUUGAAAGACAUUUUUCUGAUUUAAGUCUUAAUCAAAUUGAAAAUGAUUCAUUAGUACCAUCCACAUCUUCAAUAUUAAUUCAAUACCGACCAUCAUUAUCUUGUUCAUCAUCAGGUACAACAAGUUCAUCAUCAUCAUCAUCAACAACAACUGAUGAUAGCGCAACCGCAUUUAUUCAUAUUCAAAUGAAUAAUUCAACGUGCGAUAUAAUGCAUGGAGAUGAUUCUAUACCAGUUGUUAUUUCAACAACGAAUAAUAAUAUAAGUAAUACAACAGCAACAAAAUCAUCUAGUUUUAUUCAUAAUGUUUCAAUUACUGUCUAA
Molecule: messenger RNA, 1731 nt
Organism: Rotaria sp. Silwood1
Lineage: Eukaryota; Metazoa; Rotifera; Eurotatoria; Philodinida; Philodinidae
Source: the annotation of a GenBank genome assembly